Messenger RNA from Anisakis simplex (herring worm), 873 nucleotides. Lineage: Eukaryota; Metazoa; Nematoda; Chromadorea; Rhabditida; Anisakidae. The record is from the annotation of a GenBank genome assembly.
AUGCGACAAAUCAAGCCUCUGAUAACUAGUCCACAAAAUCAAUGUGAAAGGAAUUCUAAAGACUUCGGGAACGAAAUUGUUGAAGUAUCUGAUGAUGAAGAUAUUAUAUUCAAAGAUUCGCAACCAGGAGCAUCCGAUUUGAACACUCAGGAUACGGCAAUAACUAUUACGCUAUCGAAUUCGUUUGCAAAUGUGUCGCAGUCUAACAAUCUCCAGUCGAACUCUGUUGCUACCGUUGAGAGCCACAACAAAGAUGAUAGGUGUCUUGUGUCUGAAAUUGCAACAAAUUUGGUGCCAGCAAAAGAUGUUCCUGAGAAUAGCUCAUUGCCGAGUGUUGACGACAGCUUUGAGGAUGAUUUCUAUGAUGAUAUGGAACUAUUAUCUGAUGAGGGUGACGCUCGAGAAGAACGUUCAGCAGGCGUAGAACCAGCAGUCACGGCAUUGCAAUUAAGGGCAACAACAUUCACAAACACUCAACCUGGGCAACGAAACGAUAUGCAUGGUCAAUUCCGAGGUUUGUUCCAAGAUGACAGUGUGGAAUUCGAAGAUGAAGUGGGUUUGCUGGGUAGAGAACGUCGCGAUGAGAUGUAUGAAGUGUUGAAAACAAAAUUUGGCUUCAAUCAGUUCAGACAUCGACAAAAAACCGUAAUCACGGCCGCCCUACUUGGCUACGAUUGCUUCGUGCUUAUGCCCACUGGUGCUGGCAAAAGUCUGUGCUAUCAAUUACCGGCAGUGUUGUCGAAGGGCGUCACGAUUGUGAUAUCACCAUUGAAAUCGUUGAUUGAAGAUCAAAAAAUGAAAAUGAAACAGCUUGAGGUUUGUACAGAGACGCUUUUACUACUCAGCAUUCUCACUCAUAGGGAUUGUCAUUGA